AAUACAUGCAUUUUCACUUUUGGAUGUUUGUUGUAUCAAUAUGAGACAUGUCUCCGUGGUAAUAAGACCAUAUGUACAGUAAAACUCGCCUUAAGCCAAGUUUUUAGUUUUUGUUUUUUUCAAGCGACAACUGGUACGUCAUCAGAUUGCGACGGUCGUAAGAUCAAAACAGGAAGUAAUACAACAUGUUUUCAGCAUCGAAAAUGUUCUUUCCAAAAUCCCUAACCCAGUUGAAGAGGUUAGUGUGUGGACCAUCCUCUCUGAAUAUUCAUGCCAGACACAUAUGUAGACUACGCCGCAGUGUGUGUGGUGGUCCGGCGAGGGAGAUGUUCUACCCAUCUUAUCCCUUUUUGUCAGGGAGCAAAGUGACUGGUCGACUCGGUCAGAGUUGUAUGGACGUUCCCCAGACCUUCACCACCUCAAGCGUCAGUUAUGAGGCCAUAGGUAGCAUCCAAUCUAAACAUUACCAGUUGGUGUACACGUGUAAGGUCUGCUCCACCAGAUCAAUGAAGAAAAUUUCCAAGCUGGCCUAUCAUAACGGUGUUGUCAUAGUGACUUGCCCAGGAUGCAAGAACCAUCACAUCAUUGCUGAUAAUUUGGGCUGGUUCUCCGACCUAGAAGGGAAAAGAAACAUUGAAGAGAUCCUCGCAGCCAAAGGCGAGACGGUGCAAAAACUCGAAGGGGACGCCGCUCUGGAGAUCCUGAAGGUUGACACUGGGGAAGAAGCACAAGACCAAUCCGAACAACAAGAAAUUGCAGCUUUGCCAACUAACUCCAAGGAGUCUUGACCAAAAUAUAUUGUAAAAAUACUUCCGUUGUAUUUGUUUUCCUUUUAAUUUGUAAUAAAUUAUUGUCUUGUCUUUUAUAA
Molecule: messenger RNA, 868 nt
Organism: Engraulis encrasicolus (European anchovy)
Lineage: Eukaryota; Metazoa; Chordata; Actinopteri; Clupeiformes; Engraulidae
Gene: dnlz
Product: DNL-type zinc finger
Exons: 3
Coding region: 186-788 (200 amino acids)
Biological process (GO): protein stabilization; protein folding; protein import into mitochondrial matrix
Cellular component (GO): mitochondrion
Molecular function (GO): zinc ion binding; protein-folding chaperone binding
Source: RefSeq, a predicted model, not a curated record